CAGGAACAUGCAGAUAGUGAAGAAGGUACUUCCACAAAAGAGACAACGCUAUUGGAUCUUGCUCAUUUAGCAUUUAGUCUAACUAGGUACAUGCAUGUAGUAUCCAAAUCUUUUAAAGACAUGUCAAGAUGUCUACCUACUUAACAAUAGUCUUUUGAGGCACCAGGCAGCAAGCAAAUUUACAGCAAAGAAAUUUGAGUAUCAUCUACGACUUGAACCUCUUAUAAAAAGACCCCAAGCGAGUCAUUGCUAUCUUUUCCAGGAGAACAGAAUAAUACUCAACUCACUCCGAACGCAUUAGCCGAGAUGCCGCGUUUAAUGAGUAGCCUCGAUAUCAUAAAGGAGGCUGAUGCCUUUCCUUACCCAGACAAGGAACCUCAAGCAUGCAAGGCUCUCACUGACACGCUAUACACGCUGGUCUGGAAGGAUGGGCAGCCUCUUGGCUAUAUGCUUGAUUCCGUCGUUACACAGCUCCUCGCUACACCAGAAGAAAUCCGCGGUCCCGUAACUGUGGAUGAAGCCAAACGCACCGUGCGUGCUUUCGAGCUACCAACCGAAGCCGAAAGAACUGCGCUUGUGGCUCGCUUAAUGCAGUAUUGGCGGGAAAAUCAUACAUAUGAUAUAUUAAAGGGCUGGCGGAACGAACUAUGGCCCGUCUACGGCAGCAAUGAUGAGGUCCUGUACAGCGCUGAGCGCAGUGGAACAGGCCUGCUAGGAAUCAUGCGUUACGGGGUGCAUAUGACAGCCUUCGUCAAGGAUGACACGGCGAGCUACGGCAUGAAGAUAUUGGUGGCUCAACGAGCAGCUAACAAGUCUACGUAUCCCAACAUGCUAGACAACUCUGUGGCGGGCGGUCUUAUGACUGGGGAAGACCCCUUCGAAUGUAUAAUCCGAGAGGCGGACGAGGAAGCCGAUCUACCCGAAUCGCUCAUGCGCGAGCGAGCCAAAUUCAUCGGCAUGGUCACGUACAUCUACAUCACAGACGAACGAACAGGCGGUGAGGCUGGCCAGAUUUAUCCUGAGACCCAAUGGGUCUACGAUAUCGAACUACCUGCGGACUUUGUCCCUACACCCAAGGACGGCGAGGUUGCAGGCUUUUACACGUGGACGGUCGAGGAGGUGCGAGAGAAACUGGCUCAGGGGAAGUUCAAGCCUAACUGCGCUCUCAUCCUAGUCGAUUUCUUCAUCCGCCACAAGAUCCUGACACCAGAGAACGAGCCCGACUAUGACGAGAUAGUGAGCCGGUUACAUCGCAAACUACCUUUCCCGGGCCCCCAUCAAGUUGGUCAACCAACUUCUUAGUUGCCUUUCCCCUUUUCAAUAUCCCACUAGCGAUCCAGGUGUCGUUGGCCACGACUUACUAGUAGAAUAGCUCUAGUUCAUGAUUUGGCCGCAAUAAGCGUUCAUUGGUAUCUCAAGCGUAGCUGUAAUAUGCAAUAACCAUCCUCUCUACACGUUGGCCUCCAGAUUAUAUGUAACUCACAUUAAAUCGUGAAUCAGCCGUGGUCUCGCCGAUGGGCGAGUAAAGAGUGCUAUGCAAUAGCAAAUCAUUUCUUAACUAGGAGGUAGGUGUUGUCGACACGCAACGGCGUUAACUUCUUAUAGGGACCCUCCAGCAUCAUUAACAAGCCGCCAAACGAGAUGUACGCGCGACUGCAGCCAUGUUAGUACUGCCCGGGAUAAGCAGAAAAUGUGAAGAUUACACGGGAAAUAAGGAAGGGAAAAAGGUAACGGAAAUAGCAGGGCAAGAGAAGUCGCAUACAUACAUAGUCUGACCAUCAACACCAUC
Daldinia decipiens is the source of this 1789-nucleotide messenger RNA. Its product is annotated as NUDIX hydrolase domain-like protein. NCBI's taxonomy places the organism in Eukaryota, Fungi, Ascomycota, Sordariomycetes, Xylariales, Hypoxylaceae. Gene Ontology annotation, molecular function: 8-oxo-dGDP phosphatase activity. The transcript has 2 exons. The record is from RefSeq and is a predicted model, not a curated record. The coding region runs from base 307 to 1302 and encodes 331 amino acids.